Molecule: messenger RNA, 1380 nt
Organism: Grosmannia clavigera kw1407
Lineage: Eukaryota; Fungi; Ascomycota; Sordariomycetes; Ophiostomatales; Ophiostomataceae
Exons: 2
Coding region: 1-1380 (459 amino acids)
Source: RefSeq, a predicted model, not a curated record
AUGUCUCUUGACGACGACAUUGGCGUCUACCUUGCCAGAAUGGGUCCCGACACGGUGAAAGCUCCAACCGGCGAGACGACAGUUGUGCACCACCAACCGCAACAACAACAACAACAACAACAGCAGCCAGAGAACAAUUCGACUCUGCCUGCAGCAUCAAAUAUGCAGCACGAUAUGAGCUGCCUCGGCAUGGCACCACCGCUCCCUGAGCGCAAUGCGCUCCGCCGCUCGCGAUUCCUAGACGCCCUCGUCAUGCAGGCCGCUGUGCCGUCAGAAACUGCCGAGGCUGCGUCUGUGGCCAUGGCUCCGAACACCAGCAGGCCAUCACUGCCUACGCCACACGACGUCUAUCUCUCAUCGGAAGAGGAUGCUUCGUCUGCCGGCGAUGUCUCCGAGGACGAAGAUGUGGACGAGUACAGUGGCACAAUGGAGGACGAUGGCAGCACCUGCUACGGCUUCCGUGACCAAGGGGACGACGACAUUGCCCGGCCGGACCGGCUGUCCUCCCCCGACAGCGUUCCUCGCCACGGCCCUGUUCCAGAGCCGUCUGCUCUCCCCCCUUCCACCGAAGCCACCGAUCCUGUCAACGCUGCCACCACUUCCACCACUACCAUAGCUACGGCUGUGGUUCAGCCUCGCCGCCUCCAGAACCGCGACACGGCUCGCGUCGUGUCCGUCAUCUUUUCCGGCCGGCCCUCUCUGGUCGAUCUUGCUCUGCUGCGGGAGGCUCGCCGCCGCAGUUGCAUCGACACAACCACGCAGUCCGUGCUGUCGUCGUCUGCCUCGUCUAACUCUGCCACAUCCUCUUCUUGCAUCAAUUCCACCUCGGCCUCCGAGGUCACACGCCCAUCGACGGCGAGCGACUCGCUGACGUCCGACCACAACGCUAGCAACUGCGCCCUGUCCUCUUACCGCGACCGCAGAUGUGCUAUGGAGAACGUUAGGCCCACUGAUAUCAACCUCGGAGCUACACUCGAAGCCACAAAGCGAGCAUCACAGGCUUUCCUUCUGACGGACCCUUUCGCCAACAACCACCACUCCCAUUCGCACAAGAACUCUGCAAAUGGUGCACAAUCCGCACCUCAGAAGCGCUCUUUUUCAUCCUCCCCCCCUACUAAUACAGAUUCGCCAUCGGCUUCUCAUUCAACGCCACCUUCUCAUUCAUCAUCGUCUACUCCCUCUACGCCUAGCGCCAUUCUGCGUGGUGUUACCCGUUCCCUGACCUUGAGUCGCCGCCGCAGUCGGCCAAUGCUUCUGCCGGAGGACAUGCCGGUUUCGCCUAUGCCGCCAAUGACGCCGGGAAUGGCGAAGCGUGGCAACACUGGUGGCUUUUUGGGCAACCUGGCUGGAAGGCGGCGGAGUAUGAAGGUCACUCGAUAG